CGUCCGGUGACGUCACGGGGGGAACGUCGGCACAGUCGGCAGCGUCGGCUGCCGUGCCGGAGUCGUCCGCUGGAAAAUGGCGGAAUACUUGGCCUCCAUCUUCGGCACCGAGAAAGACAAAGUCAACUGUUCAUUUUAUUUCAAAAUUGGAGCGUGUCGUCAUGGAGACAGAUGUUCUCGGUUGCACAAUAAACCGACCUUUAGCCAGACCAUCUUGAUUCAAAACAUCUAUCGUAAUCCCCAAAACAGUGCACAGACGGCUGACGGCUCACACUGUGCGGUGAGCGACGUGGAGAUGCAGGAGCACUAUGACGAGUUCUUUGAGGAAGUCUUCACUGAGAUGGAAGAGAAGUACGGGGAGGUCGAGGAGAUGAACGUCUGUGACAACCUAGGAGACCACCUGGUGGGGAAUGUGUAUGUCAAGUUCCGACGUGAGGAGGAUGCGGAGAAAGCAGUGAUCGACUUGAACAACCGCUGGUUUAAUGGGCAGCCAAUCCACGCAGAGCUGUCCCCAGUAACUGACUUCAGGGAAGCUUGCUGCCGCCAGUACGAAAUGGGGGAGUGCACAAGAGGGGGCUUCUGCAACUUCAUGCAUCUGAAGCCGAUCUCAAGAGAGCUGCGACGGGAGCUGUAUGGGCGCCGGCGCAAGAAGCAUAGAUCCAGGUCCCGAUCCAGGGAGCGGCGUUCCCGAUCGAGAGACCGUGGACGCGGUGGUGGAGGUGGAGGUGGAGGCGGUGGAGGACGCGAGCGUGACAGGAGGCGGUCAAGAGACCGGGAGAGAUCUGGGCGAUUCUGAGCCGAGCCGUUUUUACCAUGUGCUAGACAGUGUUGUAGUUGGUUGGCAAGCCAGUUCAUAGUGGGAUUUUUUUUUAAAAAACAACAAAAAAAAACAAAGAUGGGUUUCUGAAUAAAAUUUGUAGUGAUACAGUA
This is a messenger RNA of Rattus rattus (black rat), 930 nucleotides long. RefSeq names its product U2 small nuclear RNA auxiliary factor 1 (gene U2af1). Bases 77 to 796 code for a protein of 239 amino acids. Lineage: Eukaryota; Metazoa; Chordata; Mammalia; Rodentia; Muridae. Gene Ontology annotation, molecular function: metal ion binding; pre-mRNA 3'-splice site binding. Gene Ontology annotation, biological process: mRNA splicing, via spliceosome. The transcript has 8 exons. The record is from RefSeq and is a predicted model, not a curated record. Gene Ontology annotation, cellular component: U2AF complex; spliceosomal complex.